AAUCACAACAGAGAGGGUUUUGAGCUUUUGUGAGGUGUGAAAGGUGACCAAGGUGAGGCAAUGUUGGUAUAUAAAGGGUGUCCAACCAUCACCUAAACUGAUUGUUCUUUUUGUUCCAACUUCAAGCAACAUCAUUCCAUCUCCAUUGUUUACUUUCCCUUUAGUCUCUUUUCCUUCGGAAUAAAACAGUCGUUUUCACUCUCUUUCACGGGUUCGCCUACACUUUCAACAUCCUGGGCAGGUCCACGUUCUUUCAUCAAACAUAAAUUUCUCUCUCAUCAUUAUCAUCCUGCAUCUUUCCAGGCGUCCGUGACCCAGCGCAUCUCAAACGAAAAGCAUUCUUUUUAGCAUUCAUUCAUCAUGGCCAACGGCAACAUGUUCAGGAUGGUGACUUGGGGGCUCACCAUUCCCAUCGUUCUCUUUUAUGUCCUCUCACUUGUUGGCUGCAUCUCCAACUCCCCCGGAAUCCCCGACAUCUUCCUCCUCAAGCUCACCACCCCCGAGACCGAGACGCCCUACCAGGUGCGGAUCGGCUACUUCGGCCUGUGCGCCGGCAGCGACGACGCCAAGCUCUCCUGCCUGCCGUCCUUCUCCCUGGGCCGGGCCCCCGGCACGACCGUCUUCAACACGACCCUGCCGGCCGAGCUCACGCGCCUGGUCGAGCUGGGCCACGAGGUGCAGGUCAAGGUCAUCUUCUUCGUGCCGCUGCUGCUGGCCUCUGUGCUCUUCUUCGUGUCGACCACCACCGUGUUCCUGUGGCGCAACGUGCCGCAGAUCUCGCCCAUGGCCGCGACGGUCGCGUUCCUGAUGCACAGCCUGGCGCUGGGCCUGCUGCUGGCCGCGGCGACCGCCGUCAGCAUGGUCGUCAACGCGCUGCACUUUGCCGUGGUCGAGAUCACGCGCGGGCAGAACGAGAUCAACGUCGAGGGGGGCAAGGCGCUGCAGACUUUCCAGUGGCUGACAGUCAUCUUUAGCUGCGUCUGGCAGGUCUGCAUCCUCAAGCGGUACAGGUCCGACAUGGCUGGCGGGAAGCGUAUCUAAGGGGCCUGGUGUUGAGAUGGGCUAGGGGGUAGGGGGCAACAAACUCGCCCCCAUUUUCGGUGCAAAAUCGCACAUCCGCUCACUUAGAUGGAGUGGUCGGUCGUCUGCUCACCAGAUUGCAUAUUAGCGGAACCGGCAACUCCGAACCACAGUUUCUAUUUCUUGUUUUUGUUUUUUUUGGCACGGGACUGACAAAAGUCAGCAUAUAAUAUGAAAGGAAGAGACCGGGAGUUCAUGGGGUGGUAAUGAUGUUGUAUUGGGACUGCCGGGCGUCAUAUUUCCUAGGUAUUGUCUUUUCCUUUCCUCCUACCUGUUUGGGCUUGUUAUAAUGGAAAACAGAGAAAAUCAUAAUGGUGGCGCAUGGGUCAGAAUAACAAAUAUAAAAAUAAAAAUCAGGGGGCGAUCGGACUCAUAACGGUCCUCCCCCAUCCUAAACAAUCCUGUUAGCCACUGGACAGAUGUCACGCAUUCAAGACUGA
This is a messenger RNA of Pyricularia oryzae 70-15, 1520 nucleotides long. RefSeq lists its product as uncharacterized. The record is from RefSeq and is a predicted model, not a curated record. NCBI's taxonomy places the organism in Eukaryota, Fungi, Ascomycota, Sordariomycetes, Magnaporthales, Pyriculariaceae. Gene Ontology annotation, cellular component: membrane. The transcript has 2 exons. The coding region runs from base 361 to 1041 and encodes 226 amino acids.